This is a messenger RNA of Sinocyclocheilus rhinocerous, 1445 nucleotides long. Its product is annotated as mucin-5AC-like. The coding region runs from base 135 to 1316 and encodes 393 amino acids. NCBI's taxonomy places the organism in Eukaryota, Metazoa, Chordata, Actinopteri, Cypriniformes, Cyprinidae. Gene Ontology annotation, biological process: immune response. The transcript is spliced from 3 exons. Gene Ontology annotation, molecular function: chemokine activity. Gene Ontology annotation, cellular component: extracellular region. The record is from RefSeq and is a predicted model, not a curated record.
GUGUCUGUGGGCCUAGGUGACGAAGAAAAGUGAUCGCAGAGGGUGGUGAGCUUUGUGGGCUGAAAGACCUCCCUCAACAUAGACCCUUCAGCCCGGCAGAAAGUUUCAGAAUUAGAAGUGAGCAACAGAACAAGAUGAAGUUCACUCUAUUUGCUGCCUUUCUUUUCUCUAUAGGAUGGAGGAGUGUUGUGAUAGCAGGUGAUGGACGUCCAGUACCCUGCUGUCUUACUGUGUCAGGCACCAAUAUACGAGCUGACUACAUUGUGCGUUAUACUAUGCAAGAUCAACCGCUAUGUCCUAUCAGAGCUGUAAGAUUCCACACCAAGAAAAACAAAGUUAUUUGUUCAGAUCGUGAUAACAACUGGGCUAAGAAUGCGAUGAGGAUAGUGGAUGGGAGAAAGGAAACAAAACCUUCCCAAAAACCUACUAUGUGCAAUUCAAGUACAACAAACAUUAUCCCAACUGUAAAUACAACAAACAAAACACCAGGAACAGAGACUGAGACCAGCACAAGUAUAACUGUAACACCAAAAGUGACGACAGUCAAAACAUCUGGACCGGAGGCCAGCACUAGUACAGCUGUACCAUCAAUAGUGACGACAGUCAAAACAUCUGGACCGGAGACCAGCACAAGUAUAACUGUACCACGAACAGUGAUGACAAUCAAAACAUCUGAACUGGAGACCAGCACGAGUACAGCUGUCCCAUCGAUAGUGACAACAAUCAAAACAUCUGGACCGGACACCAGCACAAGUACACCUGUACCAUCAAUAGUGACGACAAUCAAAACAUCUGGACCGGAGACCAGCACAAGUAUAACUGUACCAGUAACAGUGAUGACAAUCAAAACAUCUGAACUGGAGACCAGCACGAGUACAGCUGUCCAAUCAAUAGUGACAACAAUCAAAACAUCUGGACCGGAGACCAGCACAAGUACACCUGUACCAUCAAUAGUGACGACAAUCAAAACAUCUGGACCGGAGACAGAGACCAGCAAAAAAAACAUCCUACCAACUUCAGUGUCCAAAGACAACCCAGAAUCUACUGCGAUAACAUGUGGGACUGGUGAACCAGCUGCACUGCCAACAGAAACAAAACGGGAAACACCUGGAAUAGGCACAGUUACACCUCUGAAUACAUUUACAACAAAGGACAAUAUGGUGAUCACAACUUCACAUAAUCACACACCCAAGAGGACAACACCGUCAAAGUUAAAAAAAAAAAAACUUAGUAAAAGCAAGAAAGGACUUAGAAAAAUUCAGAUGAGAAUGAACCAUCUAAAAAAAAAACGGGAUAAAUCUGGACAAUUUGUAUAAAUAUACACAUAGAUUACAGUAAGUUUGAAUAUACUCAUGAUGGGUUGUGAGUUGAAGCACUACAGAUAUUAUUUAGUCCUAGACUAGGACUGACGUUUGGUGUUGGUCUUAUAGCUGCAGACUAGUUCA